Wasmannia auropunctata (little fire ant) is the source of this 1230-nucleotide messenger RNA. RefSeq lists its product as uncharacterized. Gene Ontology annotation, biological process: DNA integration. Bases 1 to 1230 code for a protein of 409 amino acids. Gene Ontology annotation, molecular function: nucleic acid binding. Lineage: Eukaryota; Metazoa; Arthropoda; Insecta; Hymenoptera; Formicidae. The transcript has a single exon. The record is from RefSeq and is a predicted model, not a curated record.
AUGCUCCGAUGGCGUCCGAGGAGCGCUGCGCGCGAGAUUCAGCCUCCACGUACUUCCGGGCCUCUGACUGCGAAGGAGCUGGAGUCGGCAUUGAGAUUGUGGAUUCGGAUGGUGCAGCGGCGGGCUUUCCGGUCGGAGCUCGAGGCGGUCACCGCAGGGCGCGGUGUUCCGGCGCGCAGCGCCCUCCGUCGGGUCACUCCUAUGGUCGACCCCCAGGGCAUUUUGCGUGUAGGGGGUCGCCUAAGGCACGCUCUGCUAAGCACGGAUCAAAUGCACCCAGUGAUCCUGCCACCGGACUCCCGCCUCACUCACCUUGUGAUCGACGCAAAUCACCGACGCACCCUGCACGGGGGCACUCAGGCGACACUGGCGGCCGUGCGACAGCGCUUCUGGAUACCGCGUGGACGGCAGCUGGUUCGACGUCACAUUCACCGAUGCGUUCGAUGCGUUCGAUGGCGGGCGGCCUCUCCUCAACCUUUGAUGGGUAGCCUCCCAAGGGCACGAGUGACCCCCGGCGGACUAUUCUUACAUACCGGCGUGGACUUCGCCGGCCCGAUUUGGCUGCGGACGACCAAGGGCCGUGGUCAUAAGGCCUACAAGGCAUUUGUGUGUGUAUUUGUCUGUUUCAGCUCGCGAGCCGUGCACCUCGAAGUCGUGAGCGACUACACCUCCGAGGCCUUUAUCGCCGCGUUCCGCCGUUUCGUGGCGCGGCGCGGGCUCUGCAGCGCCAUCUACAGCGACUGCGGAACCAAUUUCGUGGGGGCAGACAAGCAACUCCGAGCGCUUUUCCGAUCUGCAGGCCAGGAGGUGCACGAAAUUUUGGGACAACUCGCUGCGGAUGGGAUCCAGUGGCACUUCAACCCCCCAGCGGCGCCCCACUUCGGGGGCCUGUGGGAGGCGGCUGUCAAAUCGACAAAGAACCAUUUGCGCCGGGUCAUCGGGGAAGCCCGACUUACCUUCGAGGAAAUGACGACAUUCCUUGCGGAGGUGGAGGCCUGCCUAAACUCGCGCCCAUUACAGGCUUUAUCGGACGACCCUGAGGAUCUGGACGCCCUAACCCCGGGGCAUUUUCUAAUUGGCCGGCCGCUUAACGCGAUCUCGGAACCGUCCUUGCGAGAUGUUCCGCCCAAUCGUCCGAGUCGUUGGCGACUGCUCCAAAACAUGAGGGACCACCUAUGGCACCGUUGGUCGCAAGAAUAUGUCCAGAGCUUGGCCCCUCGCCCAAAAUGA